AUGAACUCCAGCCUGGGAGAUCGGGAUGCUUUUGCAAAAUAUUAUGGAUACCACAAUACCAAUGACUCAUAUAGGUAUGCGGAAAAGACAAUCUAUUCUGAAUUAGGAUGGAUUAUUUUGAUAUGCCUUAUUUUAAUUACCUGUUGUACUGGAUUUGUGGGCAAUGGAUACGUCAUCUGGCUACUUGGCUUCCAGAUAAAGAGGAACGCUUUCACCACAUUCGUCCUUAAUUUGGCCAUUGCUGACUUUGGGUUCCUUAUACUUACAGCUCUGCGUUACAUCAACAAAGCUACUGAUAUUACAGAAGACUAUAUUUUCAACUUUAUCUGUGCAUUUUUCUACCAGAUCAUGUACAUCAAUAGUCACUUUCUUCUGACAGCCAUCAGCAUCGACCGGUGUGUGUCUGUCCUCUUCCCAAUCUGGCAUCGCUGCUCCCAGCCAAAAUAUUUGUCCCCUGCUGUGUGUGCCCUCCUCUGGAUCUUCUCCUUCCUCCUGGGUGGAAUUCACAACAUUAUGCUAUUCAUGGGAGUUUUUGAAUAUUACCACCUCCCUAGUCUCCAUUACCUGGUGACUGCUGUGCUUUGCCUGCCAUCGAUCGCAGUCUCUACUGUGAUUCUUUUCAUCAAAAUAGGUCUUAAAUCCAAACAGAAAAAACGGGGACGGCUUUUACUGAUGAUCUUAAUUACUCUUCUCUGUUAUCUCAUCCUUGCUUUUCCAUUAAAUGUCUCUAGGGUGCUUGUUUGGCAUUUUAGAAUCAGAACUUCCCCUAGACUGCCAUUUUUGAUUAUUAUGCUGUGUUCCUGCCUCAACAGUAGUAUUAAUCCAGUGAUCUAUUUUUUGUUUGGGAGAAGGAAGCAAGCUCAAUCCAAGGAGGGCCUGAAGAUCAUUUUGCAAAAGGUCUUCAAAGAAGGGGAAGCUCCUGGAGCGACAGAGAAGAGUUCAAAUCCAGCUCCUCUGCAUUUCUUUCUGAGGAAUCUUGAAUAA
Messenger RNA from Candoia aspera, 984 nucleotides. RefSeq names its product mas-related G-protein coupled receptor member H-like. Gene Ontology annotation, cellular component: membrane. Gene Ontology annotation, biological process: G protein-coupled receptor signaling pathway. Gene Ontology annotation, molecular function: G protein-coupled receptor activity. The transcript has a single exon. The record is from RefSeq and is a predicted model, not a curated record. NCBI's taxonomy places the organism in Eukaryota, Metazoa, Chordata, Lepidosauria, Squamata, Candoiidae. Bases 1 to 984 code for a protein of 327 amino acids.